Ixodes scapularis (black-legged tick) is the source of this 849-nucleotide messenger RNA. RefSeq names its product glutamate receptor-like. Bases 1 to 849 code for a protein of 282 amino acids. Gene Ontology annotation, cellular component: membrane. The transcript is spliced from 6 exons. NCBI's taxonomy places the organism in Eukaryota, Metazoa, Arthropoda, Arachnida, Ixodida, Ixodidae. Gene Ontology annotation, molecular function: ligand-gated monoatomic ion channel activity. The record is from RefSeq and is a predicted model, not a curated record.
AUGUCCACGUCCGAGGUGGACGUCUGCGCCCAACACGUCACAGCCCUAGAUAUCACGGCUGGACAGCGGCAUCCGGACUACUCGACUCCCAACGUCCUUGAGGACGAUGCCCGUUCUGUCUGCCAAGACAAUUUGCAUCAUCAUUUGGCACCGAAGUCGUACAAGGGCAUUCUACCUCCUGACAGCGUCUGGGGUGGAAAGAAUGCGGAUGGUGAAUGGGCGGGCCAGAUUGGGAUGGUCGUACGAAAUGAGUCGGACCUGGCCCUUGGGCCGGUGACUCCUACGGAGCAGACUUUCUCGGUAGCAGGGCCCCUCCCGUACUACUUCGACACCGAGGCCGGACACGCGGCGGGAAGACUCUCGAGCCACGCCACCAAUGUCUUCGGAUACAUCGGUGGCUUCGACGCACAGAUCUGGAUGACAAUCGCCAGUGUCCUGCUCUGCCUCAGCACGCUCCUGGCCCUCUACUCAAGUCUCACGGGGCUUCGGACGUUUCUGGACCACUUUUACGAUUAUCUAUUCGAGAUGCUGGGGAACCUUCUUCUGGAAGCUUCUCCGAAUCCUGCCUCUGACCCCCACGUCCGCAUCGUCGUGUCCUUCUGGUGGCUGAUGCUGCUCGUGCUCAUGAACACCUUCACGGGGCACAUGAAGGCCAGCAUGACGGUGGACGAGGAGCUGCCCAGGCUGGACACGCUGCAGAGCGUCUUGGACCGCAAGGACAUCGUUCCGGUCAUCAUGGGGGGCACCACUUUCCAGGAGAUAUUUCAGAUAACCAUAUUCACACGUUGGAGGCUCACGUUGCCGAAUUCGGCGCAGAAAGCUGCUCGUAAAAGCCACUUCGAUUCGUAG